AAAGAAAAUUGGCAUCAGAAUUUGCGAAAAGCGAGUACCACAAAACAAAGAGGGUACAUAUCAGUGGCUGGGCUCUCGAAGGGGGCGUGUCUCGUCUAUGAAUAUUCAGAGAAAUUCUCUUAGUCUUAGCGUGCCUAUAAAAGGCAAUGUGAUGCUAUUUCUGCGGGUUUGGUCAAUAACUAUACAGGCUGAGAUGAACUGUUGUGAUUAACAUUGCAGAACUUGAGAACAAAGCAAAUAAGAUAAAAAUUUUGAUACAACAAAUAUAACUUGACCAAAUCCCCCCUUUCGAUAACUUUUUUUCGCAUUUACGCCUUUGAUGGUAAUUUGGAAUUUUGAGGACUGAGAAGAAUUUCAUCCUUCCCAGUUUUCAUCAUGCCCAGAGGAUUUCUCGUCAAAAGAACCAACCAUGGAGGAGCAGCGUCCUACAGGGAAAGAAAAAAUUCGGAGGGUGAGCGCCUAGACCUGGAAGCCGAUAUUACACGAUUUGGGUCUCCAGAUUCCGGAUAUUGCGCAAGUCCAACUAAUUUCUCAAAGGACAUAGAAAAUAAUAAUUAUGAGAAGCCGCACUGCUCUCCUCUGACAGUGAGUACACAACUUUACUUUUCAAAUUUUGAGAAACUGAGUGUCAACUCUCCAAGUAACGGGAAUUCCUCUCCAAAAUCACUGGAUCAGAGCAGCCCAAAUAAGAGAAGAAACGAAAAUAAGAACAAACCUAUCAAGAAACCAAAGGCCGCUCGGAAGAUAAAUUUUGACGAGGACACGACAUCUCCAGUCUCGGGCUGUAUCAUAAAACACCUUUCUCCGGAGGAAGAAGGUACUGUGAUAUACCAUGGGGACAUUGACAGCACGUACAACUUCGUUGAAGCUACUCCAGAGGCUCGAGCAGAGCUUGAAAAAAUUGAUAACAAAAUCGGAGACUAUAUCUGCCAGUUGUGUAAGGAAUUUUACGAGGACGCUUUUCAGCUGGCCCAGCAUCGGUGUUCCCGCAUUGUACACGUGGAGUAUCGGUGCCCGGAAUGCGGGAAGGUAUUCAACUGUCCGGCAAAUCUUGCGUCUCACAGGAGAUGGCACAAACCGCGACCUCCCACAAUCAGCAACAGGCAGAGCGCGCCGGCAAAAAUUCUACCUUCAAACCAGAAUGCUGUACACAGUGGCAACCUUAAUGAGGCAAAACAGGAUAACGCCAUGUUCUUGAUUCCGACAGACCUCAGUAUUUCCAGUCCGACGAACCUUAGCAUUUCCAACAGCGAAGGACAGUUUAAGUGUGAAAUAUGCGAAAAGAAAUUCCGUAGACAAGCUUACUUAAGAAAACAUCGACAAACUCACAGUGAAUCUGCUAAAAUUGUGCGCAACGACAACUCUGUAAGACACGAAAUAUUGCGCUCCAACAACACUAAAGAAUUAUCAAGCAAAGAGCCCUUGUGUCGCGAGGUUGUCUCCCCUCAAAAUGCAUUUGAGAGUUUGCAGACGAGAGUUCCAGAUAUGUACGUGUGUAAGUACUGCGAGAGUUCGUUCAGCAGUUCACCAGGCCUUACAAGACAUAUUAACAAAUGUCAUCCAACCGAGAAUAGGCAGGUCAUUCUUCUUCAAAUGCCCUCAUCCCUCCCUCGCCAUAUGUAAAUAAGACGGUGCCUUAACACCGUUUGUGCCUGACUGCAAUUAAAAUGUAUAUUUUUUUAAAUGAAAUUUUAAACGUGAAAGAGUUGUGCAUAUGUGCCUUUUCCCCCAUACAUGUAUAUAUUUUCAUAUGAUUGCUUCACAAUA
Molecule: messenger RNA, 1767 nt
Organism: Saccostrea echinata
Lineage: Eukaryota; Metazoa; Mollusca; Bivalvia; Ostreida; Ostreidae
Product: insulinoma-associated protein 1a-like
Exons: 1
Coding region: 376-1623 (415 amino acids)
Biological process (GO): neuron differentiation; regulation of cell cycle process; negative regulation of transcription by RNA polymerase II
Cellular component (GO): transcription repressor complex; nucleus
Molecular function (GO): RNA polymerase II cis-regulatory region sequence-specific DNA binding; DNA-binding transcription repressor activity, RNA polymerase II-specific
Source: RefSeq, a predicted model, not a curated record